CCCAGAACUAUUUCAUUGGCUCACGGUCGUAUGGUGCUUGGUCUUGACUUCCGGGUAUUUUUGUUUAUACGUUCGGCUGACAGUAGUGGUGCUGUAAGUUCUGACCUCAGCUCUGUGUCUCUUCUCAGCUGCUGUAUCAUCGUCGAGCUGUGCAUAGAAGAUGAGUAACCUGCCCCUGUCUCGCUCCAAAGUGUUCGGGGAGCUGAGGAAAGAGCUGCAUGAGGAUAAAGAAUUUCAUCAGUCUGAUGUCCAUAUCUUCAUCAUUUUGGGCGCAUCAGGAGAUCUGGCCAAAAAGAAGAUUUAUCCAACUCUGUGGUGGUUAUUCAGGGAUGGUCUUCUUCCUGAACAGACCUUCUUUGUCGGCUUUGCCCGCUCUGACCUGACCGUGGAUGCCAUUCGGAAAGCAUGUCUGCCUCACAUGAAGGUGGCAGACACUGAAGCAGACCGUCUCUCUGCCUUUUUCAGUCGUAACUCUUAUAUAAGUGGGAAGUAUAAUGAUGAAGGCGCUUUCUCCAAACUGCAUCGUCACCUUCUGUCUCUGCCUGGAGGCGCAGAAGCCAACCGUCUCUUCUACCUGGCCCUGCCACCCAGCGUGUACCACGAUGUCACCAAGAACAUCCGACACCACUGUCUCAGCUCCAAGGGGUGGAACCGGGUGAUUGUCGAAAAGCCGUUUGGUCGUGACCUGCAGAGCUCAGAGGAACUGUCCAACCAUCUUUCCUCUCUCUUCACUGAGGACCAAAUCUACCGCAUUGACCAUUACCUUGGCAAGGAGAUGGUGCAGAACCUCAUGGUCCUAAGGUUUGGAAAUAGAAUAUUUGGGCCCAUAUGGAACCGAGAGAGUGUUGCCUGUGUGGUUCUGACCUUUAAAGAGCCCUUUGGAACCCAGGGUAGAGGUGGCUACUUUGAUGAUUUUGGCAUCAUCCGCGACGUCAUGCAGAAUCACCUUCUGCAGAUGCUAUGUCUGGUUGCUAUGGAGAAACCCGCUUCCACCAGUUCAGAUGACGUAAGAGAUGAAAAGGUGAAGGUGCUGAAGUGCAUUGCUCCGGUUUCUCUCUCAGAUGUGGUUUUGGGCCAAUAUGUAGGAGAUUCAGAGGGAGAAGGAGAGGCUAAGCUGGGCUACCUAGAUGACCCUACUGUCCCUAAAGGAUCUACACAGGCGACGUUUGCUACAGCUGUACUGUAUGUCAGGAAUGAACGCUGGGAUGGUGUUCCAUUCAUACUGAGAUGUGGGAAGGCACUGAAUGAGCGGAAGGCGGAAGUGAGGCUGCAGUUUAUGGACGUACCAGGCGACAUCUUCAACGCACAGUGCCGUAGGAACGAGCUGGUGGUGCGUGUCCAGCCCAACGAGGCUAUCUAUGCCAAGAUGAUGAGCAAGAAGCCUGGAGUGUAUUUCAGCCCUGAGGAAACAGAGCUGGACCUGACCUACCGUAGCAGAUACAAGGACAUCAAGCUUCCAGAUGCAUAUGAGCGUCUGAUUCUGGAUGUCUUCUGUGGCAGUCAGAUGCACUUUGUGCGCAGCGAUGAAUUGAGGGAAGCAUGGAGGAUCUUCACCCCAAUCCUUCAUCAGAUAGAAAAAGAGAAGAUUACUCCCCAUAAAUAUAAAUAUGGAAGCCGUGGACUUCCCGAGGCGGAUGAAUUGGCCCAGAAGGUGGGCUUCCGUUAUGAGGGAACAUACAAAUGGAUCAAUCCCCAUCGACUCUCAACAGAGUAGAAACAGUGUUUGUGUGUUUGUCGGGUUUAUUUGCAGACCAAAAGAAUUGAUAGACACCAACUAUAUAAAUAAUCUACUUUUUCAUAUCAGACCUAGAAACUGUAUGCAUUUAAUAGUCA
Molecule: messenger RNA, 1833 nt
Organism: Hemibagrus wyckioides
Lineage: Eukaryota; Metazoa; Chordata; Actinopteri; Siluriformes; Bagridae
Gene: g6pd
Product: glucose-6-phosphate dehydrogenase
Exons: 13
Coding region: 161-1714 (517 amino acids)
Biological process (GO): pentose-phosphate shunt, oxidative branch; glucose metabolic process
Cellular component (GO): cytosol
Molecular function (GO): glucose-6-phosphate dehydrogenase activity; NADP binding
Source: RefSeq, a predicted model, not a curated record